Molecule: messenger RNA, 797 nt
Organism: Aspergillus japonicus CBS 114.51
Lineage: Eukaryota; Fungi; Ascomycota; Eurotiomycetes; Eurotiales; Aspergillaceae
Exons: 2
Coding region: 184-621 (145 amino acids)
Source: RefSeq, a predicted model, not a curated record
GAUGACGUCGUUCAACUGCCAUGCCUCAGCUUAUAAACCUCUGGUUGCCAGCACGUUUCCAGUACACUGACAAUUACACUUCCAUCUGAUCAUCCGUUCCAAGAACUACCCUCGAUUGCCUACCACCACAACCACUACUACUUACUAUACAUACACCUCAACAUACACCUCAUACAUUCCACCAUGUCUUUCAUCGCUCGCAUCGCCCCUGUUGCCCGCACCGCCUCGGCGGCCCUCAAGCCCACUGCUCCCUCCAUCUCCAUCGGAGCCACUCGCGCUCUCUCCUCCAGCGCCUGCCUGAACAAGGGUCCCGUUGAAUCCGCCAAGGACACUCUCAAGGCCGCCGAUCGCACUGUCUCCGAUGCUGCGGUGAAGGGUAUCGAGGUUGGAGAGACCGCCGCCGAGAAGCUCAAGGGUACCGUGGGCGCUGCCACCGGCCAGGCUCAGGCCAAGACCGGAGAACUGCAGGGUGACGCUGCUGAGUUGGCCGGCAAGGGCAAGGGUAAGGCCGAGGAGGCUUUGGGUCAGGCCAAGGGCGCUGCUGGCCAGGCCAAGGGCAAGACGGACGAGCUCCUGGGUGAGGCCAAGGGCAAGGCUAAGGAAACUGCUGGUCGGUUCUAGAUGAGAGCAUCCUCUUCUUGAUUUGAUUUUCAUGCGUGUGAUUUCUUUCUUUUUUAUUCCGUGACAACCAACCACUUUCACUGGAUGAUGUGAUGAAGAUAACGCUAGCUAUCAUGUGGGCCUUGUGAUUGUAUUAUUAUUAUUCUAAUGAGAUAAAAGGGAAGAUUUUCUUCAUG